GAGCGGCGCAUGAUCGCCCGCAAGCGUUCGUCUCCAUUUUAUAAGAAGCCUUGCCAACUGUUAGAGAGAGAAAGCGAAAAAACAUCGCGAAAGAGAAGGAAGAGAGAAACUUUGUCGAUACCCUGUUUCGAUUUUGCGCAUCUGAGACGUAAACAACACCCAACAACAAGAAAGGGGAGCGAUUUCUUCCACGGGGAAUGAUGUAACAGAGAAUCCUGUUCUGCCUCCCGCAUUCCGUCAAUUGGAAAAGUUGGACAGCUAGCUUUGAGUUUAACCCGUCUUCAUCUUCUUCUCCGUCCCCCCUCUCUCGUAAUAAACUCAAGCCCGGCUGCGGAAAUUUGCACUCUUCCUGUCUUCCUCGGCAUUUUCGCUCGGCCUAUAAAGGAAAGGUGCGAUCUUGAUGCUGAUUCCAACGCAAUCGAGCUGAUUCUUCGCUUUCGCUUCCAUUCUUCUCGCGUUUCGGCUUCAGGGUCGUGGAGCUUUUCGUGUCUUUUCUGUUCCUCGUCGCUCGAAAUGGCCGCUGCCGUGUUUAAUCAAGCAUGUGGAAUUGUUCAGCCUCAUGGCUGUCUCAACAAAUCUUCCAGCCAUCAGGAAUUGGGCAGUGUUUCGUUCAGAUUUUCUCGGAAAGUGCUUAAUUUUGAAGCUAGUCAGUUGGUAAGAGGAACUCGGGCCUCCGAACUGAGGAAUUCUUCUGCUACUAGAGUUUCAGCCCAAUCUCCAGUGCUUGAUCCAGUUAUAAUUCCCUCAAAAAGUGAUUCCACGGAGUCCAAGAAAAAAUCAAGUGAAGCAGCUCUUAUACUGAUUCGGCACGGUGAGUCUUUGUGGAAUGAAAAGAACCUAUUCACAGGUUGUGUAGAUGUACCACUUACCAAUAAGGGGAUAGAGGAAGCAAUUCAUGCUGGACAAAGAAUUAGCAACAUACCCAUCGACAUGAUUUUUACAUCGGCACUGAUUCGUGCGCAAAUGACAGCAAUGCUUGCCAUGACUCAGCACCGUUGUAAAAAGGUGCCGAUGAUCUUGCAUGAUGAGAGUGAGCAGGCUAGGCUAUGGAGCAAAGUCUUCAGUGAAGAUACAAAAGAACAAUCCAUUCCUGUCGUAACAGCUUGGCAAUUGAAUGAAAGAAUGUAUGGGGAAUUACAAGGUCUGAAUAAGCAGGAAACAGCAGAAAGAUACGGAAAGGAACAAGUUCAUGAGUGGCGUCGAAGUUAUGACAUUCCUCCGCCCAAUGGGGAGAGUCUGGAAAUGUGUGCCGAAAGAGCUGUUGCUUAUUUUAAAGAACAGAUUGAACCUCAACUACUUGCUGGGAAGAAUGUUAUGAUUGCUGCCCACGGGAAUUCUUUGAGGUCAAUCAUUAUGUACCUUGACAAAUUAACUUCCCAGGAGGUUAUAAGUUUGGAACUAUCAACGGGUGUACCGAUGCUAUACAUAUUCAAAGAGGGUAAAUUCAUCAGGAGAGGAAGUCCCUCGGCACCGACGGAUGUUGGGGUAUAUGCAUAUACUAAGGGUUUGGCUAAGUACAGGCAGAAGUUGGACGAGAUGUUCCAGUAGCAUACUCGAGGCAUCUUUAUGUACAAGCUACCAAAUUUGUCCCUAGUACGUCACAAAUCCUCUGCAGCUAUUCUUCGUGUUGACGUUGGAUUUCUGUCGCGCACGAAUUAUCUGAGACCUCUCUGUAUUAGGCAUUGGUUUUCAGGCUCAAAUAGAGGAGGGCUUAAACAAGAAAAGCAUUGUGCAAAGUUUCAAAUGCCGGUUGAAGUAAUACUUUUCAAGAGUCAGAGCAGUAGAUUAGGAAACUUGGUUUUUCCAUCUAUAUGUAUCCUUGGACCCAGUUUGGUUUUUCUUCCCCUUUCCUUCCCCCUAUAAUCCAUGUGCUGUAGUCAGGUUAUAACUUAUACGUGUGUAAAAUGAUAACGGUUGAAAUUAUGUGAUCAAUGGACACUGUAGUAAUUUCUAGGCAGUUGGGAUUGUUUUCCUUCUUGCA
Molecule: messenger RNA, 1981 nt
Organism: Rhodamnia argentea
Lineage: Eukaryota; Viridiplantae; Streptophyta; Magnoliopsida; Myrtales; Myrtaceae
Product: 2,3-bisphosphoglycerate-dependent phosphoglycerate mutase 1
Exons: 8
Coding region: 514-1548 (344 amino acids)
Biological process (GO): glycolytic process
Molecular function (GO): intramolecular phosphotransferase activity
Source: RefSeq, a predicted model, not a curated record